AUGGCUUGCUUCUUCUGGAAUGUUCGUGGGUUUAACAAAUCAUUAAAACAUUCCGUGGUUGCUGGUUGGUUGAAUAAUAAGGAAAUGAAGUUUGGUUGUCUGUUGGAAACUCGGGUUAAGGAAAGGAAGUCGGAGAAGAUCCUGAAUGCAGUGCUUAAGGAUUGGUCUGCAAUAACAAAUUAUGAAGAUAGUAGUGGUGGAAGAAUUUGGGUGUUAUGGAGAGAUACAAUACGUAUGACUCCUGUAUAUAAGUCGGAUCAGAUGGUUACCUGUUUGGUUGAGUUGGAAGGAGAAGAAGAGUUCUUUUGCACUUGUAUAUAUGCUAGCAAUCAAGUAGAAGGGAGGAAGGUUCUUUGGGACGAUUUGGCGCAUCAUCAUAACUCUUCCAGCUUUAGAAAUAAAUCUUGGAUGAUUAUGGGUGAUUUUAACGAAAUUCUCGAUGGGGCAGAGAGUUCGAGGUUUGAUAACAUGAGUAGGAUAUCUUGUGGAAUGAGGGAGUUUCAGAGUUUGGUUCUGCAUUGUCAACUAACAGAUUUGGGGUAUCAAGGACCACUAUAUACUUGGUGUAAUAAGAGGGAGGAGGGGGUUAUUUGCAAGAAACUUGAUAGGUUUUUGCUAAAUGAAGUAGCGUUGAGAAGAUUUAGUAAUGCGUAUUCAGUUUUUGAGCCUGGGGGGUGCUCUGAUCAUUUGAGGUGUAAGGUGCAGUUGUUUCCUCCAAAUGAGAAGAUAAGAAGACCCUUUAAUUAUGUAAAUGCUGUUGCAAGUCUUCCUGAGUUUCUUCCGAUGGUUGAGAGCUACUGGAGUAAUACGGAGAGGUUAUUUCACUCAACAUCUGCGAUGUUUAGAUUUGCAAAGAAGCUAAAAAACUUAAAGCAACUGAUCAGAGAUUUGGGAAGAAAUAAAUUGGGGAAUCUGACCAAGCGGGCAAAGGAAGCUAUGGAUAUUCUAAGUGAAAAGCAGAAGAACACCCUGGAGAAUCCUAGGGUGAGAGCAGUUCAAGAAGAGUCUGAAGCUUAUGGGAAGUGGUUACAUGUAUCAACGUUGGAGGAAGAUUUUCUAAAGCAGAGGGCUAAGCUGCAUUGGCUAGACGUGGGGGAUCAAAAUAACAAAACCUUUCAUCGUGCAAUCAAAACGAGGCAAGCUCAGAAUCUGAUCAGGGAAAUAAGAGAUGCGAAUGGAUGUGUAAGGACAAAGCACUCAGAGAUUAAGCAAGAAGCUGAGAAAUUUUUCUCUGAUUUGCUAAAUCACAAACCAGUAAGCUAUCAGGGGGUUGAGGAGGAUGAGUUACAAGAGUUGCUUCGCUUCAGGUGUAGUUCUGAGGACUGUCGACAUUUGGAAGAAGAAGUAACAGAAGAAUAA
Messenger RNA from Raphanus sativus (radish), 1359 nucleotides. RefSeq lists its product as uncharacterized. The transcript has a single exon. Lineage: Eukaryota; Viridiplantae; Streptophyta; Magnoliopsida; Brassicales; Brassicaceae. The record is from RefSeq and is a predicted model, not a curated record. Gene Ontology annotation, molecular function: catalytic activity. Bases 1 to 1359 code for a protein of 452 amino acids.